CACUAUUAUACAGUAUAUCAAUACUGCUUAAUUUCAGUUCUUUCGUGGAAAUUUUUCGGAACUGUUAAAUUCGUCAUGUUCGUAGACAGAGAAGUACUAUAAUGACUUUUGAAAUUAUUUGGUAGAUGAAGAUCUUUAAAAUUUUAUUAAACGUCUUUAAAGGAAUAUGUGAUAUAACUCGACAUAGAUAUCAUUGCGUUUUUAAAGAAAAUCGAUAAAAUAACUUUCUCCCUCUAUACUAAAUACGAAUGACUGAGUUCAUAAUAAGAGUUCUAAGCAUUUAUAUAUCAGUUAAGAAAGGAAAUUACCGUAUUUUAUUUCUUUAAAGUCAUAUUUUAGAAUCAGAAUUCAGUGAUAAGGUACAAAAUUCAUAUAGGCUAUGACUUUUCUAUUUCUAAGGGUGAUAUUUUAUUUGAACUCUGAUAAGUUGAGGAUUAUUUUCUAUGAUAUGUGUUAAUUUCCUUCUAUAUAUUUGGUGGAAACCAUAAAUUUGAAUUGUUUAAUGGUAUUUAAACAAUUCAAAUGUAUUGCUUCUAUUCCACAGUCAUGAUUUGUGGACACACGAUCUCGGGAACUUGUGAUCGAAUCUGGCAAGCAGAGGUUUUGAAUCUGGGAUGCAGGAAUCUGAGUUCCCCAGGAAUGUUUCGCGGAUGGUCUGCCCAGGAUAUGUCUGAUGCCAUUUCUCAUCACUCGGCCGCCCCCAUUGUAGGUCUAGCCGAACUCCAGAUGAGUAUGGAAAAAGGCCCUCAUAGUGCUGACAGGAUGGAAAAAAUUAAAAAUGAAAAAAAAAGAAAAAUGAUUUGUUCGAUCUCACUAUCAGUCAAUUCAUUUUCUUUUAUGACAUAAGCAAAAUAAAAUAAAAUUCAACUUAUUGCCACAAUAGAAGAGAAAUGAUAAUGAUGCUGAAGAUAAAUGCUUAAAUAAAUUCUUUUCGAUAUUUCAGAGAAAUCUGAUGAGAAUAUUGUGCAUUUUAUAAGGUUCAGUUUUGAUGAAUAACUAAUUGGUAUUGAAAUGAAUCAAUACAUUUCGAAGUUUUAAAUUCGACAGUGAUUGGCUGGUAUUCACCGUGAAAUAUCUUAAGCUUCUUUUGACUUAACACAGAAAAGAUAAAGAAGAAAUAUGGUGAUAUGAAUGGAGAACUUAUUGUUGUAGAACUUCAAAAGGGUCCUAAUGGACUUGGAUUAAGUUUGGCUGGAAAUAAAGAUAGGACAAAAAUGAGUGUUUUUGUAUGUGGAGUACAUCCUUCUGGAAAUGCAGCAAAAGAUGGAAGAAUUAAAAUUGGAGAUGAACUAUUAGAGGUUUGCGAUGAAAACAGGCUUGUAAUUCACAAGGAUAUUGUAGUCAAAGUUCAAAACCUUGAAAUUAAGCGUGGUGCUGAAGAUUUGCUGACAUGUUUAAAGAUCAUUGCUGUUGCAUUAGACAAAAUGCAAAGAAAUGACUGCACAAUCAGUGAAGGAAUUGAAUUAUGGUUUGGUGUUCAAAGUGACUUGCAACAACUUGGGACCACUGGAGUCACACAACCAGCCAAAGAUAGAUUUGAUAUGGCUAUCACAGACUAUCACUUUUUAGCAAAUCUUCUGGACCCAAGAUACCAGGGUGCAAAGCUCACAGACAGUAUGAAAGAUGCUGCACUAACUCUGUGCCAUGCUCACUACCCAGAUGCUAUGCCUUCAGUUUUAAAAUACUUGGCAAAAACUAGCCCAUUUCUGCAACACAUGUUUGCAGAGUCUGUGCUAACUAAUAUCACUCCUCUUACAUGGUGGCAGUCACUACGUGACAGAAUUGAUGAACCUGUUUUAAAAUUAGUUACACAGCUGAACACAGCAGUGGCUUCUUCAGCGGGAAUUGAGAGAAUUUUCUCUACCUAUAGACUUGUUCAUACAAAACUUAAAAAUCGACUUGAACAGGAAAAGGCAGCAAAGCUUGUUAGUUUUCAAGUACCUAAACAAACACUACUGAGCAUUGUACAUUUCUGAAAAUAAGAAAUUCUUCAAGGUGAAGAAGCCACUGCUGGCAAUCCUGUUUUGGUUUUGUAUAUGCAAAUCUUAAAAAUGCCAUUUCAUAAAGAAACAUUUAAAAAUGCUGUAUUUUAUGUUAAAUAAAACAUUCUGUACAUUCUUGAGUCUUACACUGAAGUUUUUCUGCUUUUUUUCCUAUUAUACUAGAUCCCAGUGUUUUAUUUCCAAAAAAAAACCAUGUUUUAAA
Centruroides sculpturatus (bark scorpion) is the source of this 2205-nucleotide messenger RNA. Its product is annotated as inactivation-no-after-potential D protein-like. Gene Ontology annotation, molecular function: protein dimerization activity. Lineage: Eukaryota; Metazoa; Arthropoda; Arachnida; Scorpiones; Buthidae. Bases 1128 to 1976 code for a protein of 282 amino acids. The transcript is spliced from 4 exons. The record is from RefSeq and is a predicted model, not a curated record.